This is a messenger RNA of Pogonomyrmex barbatus (red harvester ant), 1447 nucleotides long. RefSeq names its product ribonuclease P protein subunit Rpp21 (gene Rpp21). The record is from RefSeq and is a predicted model, not a curated record. Gene Ontology annotation, biological process: tRNA processing. Gene Ontology annotation, cellular component: nucleolar ribonuclease P complex. Lineage: Eukaryota; Metazoa; Arthropoda; Insecta; Hymenoptera; Formicidae.
CCAUCGAACGCACACGUGACUGUAAAUACGUUGCACGUUAUACGGACAGCAGAAGACGAUGGUGUUGAAGGAUAUAAACGUGCUGAAUGUCCAGGAUGCUUUAAUACCGGUGGAAAUCUAAUGUGAUGCGGCUCGUCUAUGAUGCCAGUAAUUCAAAAUCGUUCGAGUAUAUAGCACGCAUUUACAUCAAACUUUGCCGAUAGUAAAAUUCUGAUAGUAGCAAAUAAAAAUGAUCUUCCCGAAGUGAAGCAAAACUAUCUGUUGCAACCGGCCGCUUUCUGCAGCAAAUACAAACUAAUGUCACCGCAGCCGUACAGCUCGCGGACUAUUCAACGUGAAAUUUUCGUCAAGCUGGCUACGACGGCAGCCUUCCCAUAAGUUCAACCAUCACAGUCUCAGAGUGUACAACCAGUUCAGCCAAAGAGAAUAGGCCUAUAAUCAAACCGAGGCUAUCAAAUGGAGGGACAACUACGUGCCUGCGCAUUGGAGCAAAAUAGUCAGUGACGUAUGAAAUGCUACCGGAAGUUUAUCCCCCCAUCUGGCAGGUCUAGCACCUGACAUCACUGGUUUCUGUUAGUUCUCAUGUUCUAACCUAAAAAACAUGUUGUGAAACUGCCCAGAUAAACACAUUGAAUAUAAAUUGUCAGAUUAUCAAUUUUUAAUUAUUUAUCCAAUUCGGAGCAGUAAAUAAUAGAUUUAAAAAUGAAGAACAAAAAUAAGUUUUGCCAGCAUAAAGACGUAUUUGAACGAAUGAAUUACUUAUAUCAGGCUAGUUAUCUCAUGGCAACAUCGAAUCGAGUUGCAGCAUCUUAUUUCGGUAAUAAUAUGGUGGCUUGUGCCAAGAAGGCGGUGUUACGUAUGGAACCAGAUUUAAAGAGAAGCAUAUGUAAAUGGUGUCAGAGUCCGCUUAUACCUGGAGAAUCAGCCAGAGUUAGAUUGCUAUCGAAUCCUUUAAAAGGUCUCAGAUGGACAUGUUUAACUUGUAUGAAUAUUAGGAAAUUUGUUAUGAGAAAAGGAUAUAAAUUAUGGCUUGAGCAACCAGAAUCAAUAAUUGAGACUUUAGAUUUUACAGCCAAAUCAAAAAUAAAAACACACAGAAAUGUAGCUCUGCAGAAGUACUUUCCAAGAAGAAAGAACCAAAUGAAACUCGUCCUAAAAAUUCUACAGAUUUUUUGAAACCGGAUUUAAAAGAAAACAUAUGUGAAGGAUGUCAGAGACCUCUUAUACCCAGUGAAUCAAUCAAAUCACUGCCAAAUUUAAAAGGUGUUAGAUAUACAUGUCCAACUUGUAUGGAUAUUAAGAAAUUUCUUACGCAAAUAGAAUAUAAAUUAUGGCUUAAUCAACCAGAAUCAUCAGCUGAUAGAACUUCAGAUUUUACGGCAAACUCAAAAGACGAAAUCAUACAGAAAUUUGACUCUACAGAUGUUCCCAAGAAGGAAGAACAAAA